Molecule: messenger RNA, 1782 nt
Organism: Symbiodinium necroappetens
Lineage: Eukaryota; Dinophyceae; Suessiales; Symbiodiniaceae
Source: the annotation of a GenBank genome assembly
AUGGCAGCCUUAGAGGAUGAUGCCAAGGAAGAGAGUGGUUCAAUCGUGCCUCGACCCCUUCCUCCCGGGGCCCAGCCCGUGGGAUCCGUUGCAGCAGGAACCCAGGAGAAAGUUGCUUCGGCCACUGCUUCCGGACCUGUCAGCAACCCGCUGGCCCUGCGGCACGAGCGGUUGCAGGGCACGAUCUCGAAGUAUGUCAUGAGCAGCGGCACGGGCUUUGUGAAGAGUCAUUUGUUUGAAGGUGAGCUCGGCUUCAAAACCGAGAAUGUGAUGUUGGAGUGUCAGAACUACGAGUUCAAGGAGGAGGAGGGUGUCGAAUUUGAUGUUCAGGCAGAUGAAAGAGGCAGGCCUCACGCUGUGGCUCUGAAGCCUAUAGUGGGACGGAAGCCCAGCGACUGCCUAAACCAAAGGCACCGAGGCUAUGUACGUCGCUUUGCAGACAGGUGGGGCUUCCUCAAUGCAGCCGCCUUCGAUGGAGAUCUCUUCGUCCACAGGGAUAACUUGCUGCUCAUCCUAGACCAGAUCCAGGAUGGCCAGCCACCACUUCGAACGGGCCAGGCAGUCGAGUUCGAUGUUGCCCUGGACGACCGGGGUCGCACGGUUGCGAAGCAGAUUACCACCAGCGCGCUCCUGAGGCCGUGUGACUGGAUUGGCCGACGCCUCCAAGGUGUGAUCCGGUCUUUCCAGGGGGCCUGGGGCUUUGUCAACUCCGACAAGUUUGCAGGCGACCUCUUCGUGCAUCGCGAUGCCCUGCUUCAGCAGUUUCAAGAUGCCGAGUUGACAGCCGGCACCGUGGUGGAGUUUGACGUGGAGCGCGACCAUCACAAAAAGAGUGGCAAGAACAGGUUGGUUGCUCGACAGGUAGCGGUCCUCCACGCAUCCGUACAGGCAGGAGCAGGCUUUGGCGCCGGCUUUCAUGCCGGAUUGCCUGGUGGCAUGAUGCAGCAUGGGCUUGAUCCGAUGGCCUCCUAUGCGAACGGAGUUCCACCGGGUAACAUGUAUGCGGCCAGCAUGGGCCAGACGCCUUCAUAUCCACCUCAGACUUCCAUGUACUAUCAAGGUGCGCCUCCACCGAUGCCCGACCAGCCUUACGCCUUCGGCCAGCCGCCGUAUUCUUACGACCCCUAUGCGGCCCAACAUGGCAUGAUGCAGCCAGUAAACCCAGCAGUGCAGCCAGUAAUGCCCACGCAGUAUGGCCAGUCAGGAGCAUCUCCACAUUACGGGCAAUCGCCCAUCGCAGGUUCACAGCCUCCACAGGCGCAGGCGCCUUGCCAGCCGCCAUCCCAGUACCAAUCGCCAUACCAAGUGCCCUACGCAGGCCAGACGACUCAACCGGGUCCCUCACCAGCUCAGCCUCCAGAGACGGCGGCGGACAGCAACGAGCAGGCACAAGUGCUGCUCCAUAUCACAACGCAUGAUUGGGAACCAGAUCAGCCAGGACAGCUGCGGGUUCAGAAGGGGACACUGGUGAAUGUGUCCCACAGAGCAGCUCAUGGCUGGGUCUAUGCCGCGACAGUGAAGCACGGUGACCAGGCCCAUGAACCUCCAAACGAAGGCUGGGUGCCGCAGGCCGUCGCCAAGAGAGUUUCCCUUUGCCGGGUGGCUGCUGAUUGGCCCGAAGAGGGCGCAGGAACCUUGGGUCUCUUAAAAGGCGACCUCAUCGCGGUGUCCAAGGAGGCUGAGCGCGGCUGGGUGUAUGGCGAGAGAAUCAGUCCAAAGAGGCCGGAUAACAUGACAGAUGGAUGGCUGCCGAAGAAGGUUCUGGAGUACAUUUUGGUCUGA